UCCAGCAGCACGGCCAGCUUCGCCUUCUCCGGGACUUGCACCUCCAUCACGGCGUAACGAUAUCGGCAGGAGCCUUGCCAAUACACCUAUCAACCAGACAUCACCUCUCCGGUCACCCGUAAGCAUACCAAGCCCUAUAACGCCAUCACCUCGAUCACAUUCCAGCCGAAGAUCCGACCCGGGGUCAAUGCAACACUUCCCGUCCGUUCAAUCAGGCUCUCCUCGAAACAUGAUGCUCGGAGAAGCCGGGCCAAGCAACUGGCGCCAUCCGUCGCCUUCUCCUCGAAGGUCCACUCGGCCGCCGUCCUACGAGUCACCCGCGCUGCCUGAAGGAAUCGGCCAGUUUCAACCGCCGUCACCAUCAAGCUCCAGUCCAGGAUUGGGUUCUUCGCGGUGGGUUCUACCCAGCCCGGUAAGCUCACAAAACUCCCGUCAGAGCGUGAGGACGGGAGUAGCUGGUCCGAGUAACCGGCUACCCCGUGAUCUGGGCAACAUGCGCUUCAGCGUUGUGCGCAGCGUUGGCCCUGAAGGCCAACCCAGAUACACACUCCACCCUAAUCGAUCGGACCCCGGUGUCAGGCGCCGGCACCGCUCGCAGUCUCCUGGUUGGCCGAGCAUGUCCACGCCCAGUCGACAUACACCACCACCUCUAUAUAACCGUCGCUAUAUGCCACCCGCGCGAGUCGGUGGAUACUCAAGUGCUCCGGCAUCACAGAGAGCAUCCAGGGAGUCGGUGGACGUCUGGGAGAGGCCGAGAUCAUUGGACUAUGGCAGACGGAGAUACUGACCUUCAUCGUCGCUGACGAGUACUGGAAGCAUUAUAAGGAAGGUCGGUUGAUAAACGUCAGCUUCCCCACACUGUGUGGACUGUGUGGAAGAACCGGGGAAUGAGCUGUAUGACCACCAGUCUGUACUGAUAUGACUGUACGAAAACCACAUUGGAAUGGUUUUGGGCAUAGCCUCGCAUUACCUUAAUAACUUGCCGUAUGUUACCUAAGUGCUGCAGACCUGCCUUACAGCAAGUGCUCCAGUAUCCGCGGCCGUGUUUGCGACCGACCGCAU
Molecule: messenger RNA, 1062 nt
Organism: Baudoinia panamericana UAMH 10762
Lineage: Eukaryota; Fungi; Ascomycota; Dothideomycetes; Mycosphaerellales; Teratosphaeriaceae
Exons: 2
Coding region: 188-787 (199 amino acids)
Source: RefSeq, a predicted model, not a curated record